CUUGGAUCAUAUCACCAUGGGAGCUAUUUGGGCCGCAAGGGACUUUUGUUUGUUUUUGCUCUUGUUAAAUAGUCGCCAAAGCACAGCGCUUCCAGAGAUUCGAGAUCCAUGUGCAGAGGGAAGUGAUGGCUGUCACAUUGAUGCUAUUUGUCAGACUACCCAAGGCUCAUACAAGUGCACGUGUAAAGCAGGCUUUAAAGGAGAUGGAAAACACUGCGAAGACACUGAUGAAUGCGACUUGGAGUACAAUGGUGGCUGUGUACAUGAGUGCAACAAUAUACCAGGCAAUUAUCGCUGCACUUGUUAUGACGGAUUCAAUUUGGCGCAUGACGGACAUAACUGCCUAGAUGUGGAUGAAUGCAAGUUCAACAAUGGUGGGUGCCAACACACUUGUGUCAACACCAUGGGCAGCUAUGAGUGCCGCUGCAAAGAGGGCUUCUUCCUCAGCGACAACCAGCACACAUGCAUCCACCGCUCUGUGGAGGGCCUCAACUGUAUGAAUAAGGAGCACGGCUGCGCCCACAUCUGCAAAGAGACACCCAAAGGAGGUGUGGCCUGCGAGUGUCGUCCAGGGUUCGAGCUAGCCAGGAACCAGAGAGGCUGCAUCUUGACUUGUAACCAUGGCAACGGAGGCUGCCAGCACACCUGCGAGGACACGGAGAACGGCCCCAUAUGCAGGUGUCACGUCAGGUACACCCUGCAACCUGACAAGAGGUCGUGUGUAGAACGAGAUGAAGCCACCACCGAGUCUUCCGACCACAACGCCACAUCCUUCACUGAGGUGGACAAACGGGUCAAACGAAGACUGCUUAUGGAGACCUGCGCGGUGAACAAUGGGGGGUGUGACUGCACCUGUAAAGACACAUCCACAGGCGUGCGCUGCAGCUGCCCCAUCGGCUUCACACUGCAGCCGGAUGGAAAAACAUGCAAAGAUAUUGAUGAGUGUGAGCUUCACAACGGCGGUUGCGAUCACUUCUGCAGGAACACCAUCGGCAGCUUCGAGUGCAACUGCAGAAAAGGCUUCAAGCUGCUGACGGAUGAACGUUCUUGUCAAGAUAUAGAUGAGUGUUUUUUUGAGCGGACAUGUGAUCACACGUGUGUGAACUCCCCCGGUGGUUUUCAGUGUCUGUGCAACAAAGGCUACACCAUGUAUGGACUGGCCCACUGCGGAGAUAUAAAUGAAUGCAGUGUGAACAAUGGCGGUUGUGAACAGGGGUGUGAGAACACCAUGGGUGGAUUUGAAUGCUUUUGCCAUUCUGGCUAUAAACUACACUGGAACAAAAAGGACUGCAUUGAGGCUGAGGGUUUACCACCUGCAAAACCCCCCUCUAAGCCCACCUUGAACUGUAGUAAGCAGGAGGGAGGGGACCGCUGCUUCCUGACAUGCCAGUCCCAAGUUCAUAUCAGCAGUGGGACGGAGGAUUCCUACACGGUGACCUGUGGAAUGCCUCUGCCCUGCUUGGCUGACGCACAAAAGAACAACAGUGGCUUGUAUUGCUUAGGCAAUGUUCCACGUAUUAAGACCACAGCCACUUUUAAGUCUGGCACUGCGAAGUGCAACUUAAAACGAAGUCAGGAGAAACUCAAGGAGAGCUUAAACUCAGCACGCUCAGAUAGCAGGUUCCUCUUCACUGAAAAUGUCCAGUUCAGCUAUGUGAGCCUGCGCUGCACCUCGUCCGGACAGCGAACGCGCAGCCGCCACGGCAGGAAAGCUGGCGAGGAGGAUGGCUCCUCGAUUACAGCUGAGUUUGAGCUGGAUGUGAACCUAGAGGAGGUAACAGCAGAGAGCUGCGACCUGAACUGUGUGCGCCGACGCUCAGAAAAGAGGCUGAGGAAGACCAUCAGGACCCUGAGGAAGUCCAUCAACCGGGAACAGUUCCACCUCCACUUUGCCGGGUCUGACUACGAGCUAUCCAAGAAUCCGGACCAGCCGGCAGAGCUGGCAGGACACUGCGUGGGAGGACAGGUGCUGGUGGGCAGGAAAUGUGUGAGCUGCAGUGUUGGGACUUACUACAACGGGGAUCAGGGAAGGUGUGUGUUGUGUCCAGCUGGGACGUAUCAGGACGAGGAGGGACAGAUGUCUUGUGAGGUCUGUCCUGGACCUGAAGGAAGAGAAGUCUCCAAGGUGGUUGGAGCUCGAAACAUGUCAGAGUGUGGAGGUCAGUGUUCCCCAGGUCAGUACUCUCAUGACGGCUUCAUCCCCUGCCUGCCCUGUCCAUUGGGAACGUACCAGCCAGAGGUGGGCCGCACCUCCUGCUUCCCUUGUGGAGGGAACCUGGUCACCAAGCGCAGUGGUGCUGUUACUUUUCAGGAGUGUGAGACCAAAGUCCAGUGCUCUCCAGGACAUUACUACAACACCAGCACACACCGCUGCAUCCGCUGUCCAAUGGGCACAUAUCAAGGGGAGUUUGGCCAGAACUACUGUGUGGCCUGUCCUGGAAAUACCACCACCGACUUUGAUGGCUCAACUAACAUCAUGCAAUGCAAAAACCGACGAUGUGGAGGAGAGCUGGGAGAUUUUACUGGUUACAUCGAGUCCCCCAACUACCCGGGGAACUAUCCAGCCAAUAUUGAAUGCACUUGGACCAUCAACCCACCACCCAAACGCCGGAUCCUUAUUGUUGUCCCAGAAAUCUACCUGCCUAUUGAGGAUGAGUGCGGAGACUACUUAGUAAUGAGAAAAAGCUCUCUGUCCAACUCUGUGACAACCUACGAGACUUGUCAAACGUACGAACGUCCCAUCGCUUUCACGUCCCGCUCCAAGAGGCUUUGGAUCCAGUUUAGGUCCAACGAGGGAAACAGCGGGAAAGGCUUCCAGGUCCCAUAUGUGACAUAUGAUGAGGACUACCAAGAAUUAAUAGAAGACAUAGUCAGAGAUGGAAGAUUAUAUGCUUCAGAGAAUCACCAGGAAAUUCUCAAGGACAAGAAGCUCAUGAAGGCGUUGUUUGACGUGCUGGCUCACCCACAGAACUUCUUCAACUAUACAGCUCAAGAAUCAAGAGAAAUGUUCCCUAAAUCCUUCAUCCGCUUCCUGCGUUCCAAAGUCCUGAGAUUCCUUCGCCCUUAAGAAGGAUUCCCACAGGGUUUCUGGAUUUUUCUUGAUAAACUUAGAGUAGAUACUGGCCACAGUAUCUGUUUUUUCCACUGACCUCUGUAAGAGUAUUCUGUAGUAACCUGUUGGAGUGAUACUAGAGUGGACCACACACUUGAUAAAACUGAUCCUGAGGGGGAAGUGGACAAGUCAAGCAAGUGAACUUUUAACUGGAGCUUUAAGGGGGAGAAUAUGACCAGUGAAGUGGUACAGAGCGUAGAUUUUCAUGGGCAUCAUCAGAAAGGAAUCACAAUCCCUUUGUUUGGAAAUUUGGAAAUGUGUUUAAUUACCAACAGAAGAUUUGUAACGACUUUAUACCCUCCUUUAGAUUUUAAAGUUACCAUCUCAGGAUUUAAAUCCAAACUACAAGUCUGUGUUUUUCAAUAAUGCUAAACUGUACAUGCCAACAUUAUGAGACUUUUGCUAAUAGCAUUAUGAUAUUAAAAAAACAAAACAAUACGGUAGCUAAACAGAUGUACACUGUCAGUGAUACUGUAUCUAGUUUUAACAUAGGCUACUUUCACAGGUAGAGAUGAGUUGUUGACAGAAAUACUGCUAAAUGUCAGAAACAAAUAUAGCACAAAUGUUUUCUUGGGAAAAUUAGCACUACUAAAGAAGUAGUGGCACCACAAAAGCAAUUAUUCUGAUGAAUCUUUUGUAUAUGAUGUAAAAAGUUUUAGGUGAAACGCUAUUGUAAUGUAGCAACUACAUACAUUUUGACAGUAUAGCGUUGCUGCAAUUGCUGGCAGCCCAUGUAUUUGAUAUUCCAUGGUGUCUGAAUGAAUGCUACUGUCCUGAAAAACCUUCACUUUCCAAAAAAAAAAAAAAAAA
This is a messenger RNA of Seriola dumerili (greater amberjack), 3922 nucleotides long. It is a transcript of the gene scube2, whose product is annotated as signal peptide, CUB domain and EGF like domain containing 2. The transcript has 23 exons. Lineage: Eukaryota; Metazoa; Chordata; Actinopteri; Carangiformes; Carangidae. Gene Ontology annotation, cellular component: cell surface. Bases 17 to 3067 code for a protein of 1016 amino acids. The record is from RefSeq and is a predicted model, not a curated record. Gene Ontology annotation, biological process: signal transduction. Gene Ontology annotation, molecular function: calcium ion binding.